AUGGAUAUAAUUAUCACUAUGGUGGGUGGGUCCCACACCGUGAGGGUGAACCCACAGGACACAGUUGGCUCUCUGAAAAUAAAAAUCCAGAGCAUGCUGGGAGUCGACCCCCAGAGGCAGAGGCUGGUUUUCAUAAACGGCCAGAAGACCCCUCUCAACGACGACUCCAAACCCAUCAGCUACUACGGCUUACAGCACGGCUCCCAGGUGUCCCUGCUGGUCACCGAGCCUCCUCCACCUGCUCCCAUCCAGGUGUUCCUCAGAAAUGAAAAGGGACAGAUGAGCACCUACGACAUCAGGCUCGACGAGACUGUGAGCAACUUCAAGAACAGAGUCAAGAAAAGACAGAGGGUGCCAGCGAGCCAGCAGAGGCUCAUUCACCAAGGCCGGGAGAUGCAGGGUGGCAAACUGGAGGACUACAAUAUCAGAAACCACAGCACCAUCGACUUGACUUUACGUCUGAGAUGCAUGGUCUGUGUUCAUUAA
Messenger RNA from Pelmatolapia mariae (spotted tilapia), 486 nucleotides. RefSeq lists its product as uncharacterized. The transcript has a single exon. Gene Ontology annotation, molecular function: protein tag activity; ubiquitin protein ligase binding; structural constituent of ribosome. Gene Ontology annotation, cellular component: cytoplasm; cytosolic small ribosomal subunit; nucleus. The coding region runs from base 1 to 486 and encodes 161 amino acids. The record is from RefSeq and is a predicted model, not a curated record. Lineage: Eukaryota; Metazoa; Chordata; Actinopteri; Cichliformes; Cichlidae. Gene Ontology annotation, biological process: protein ubiquitination; modification-dependent protein catabolic process.